GUGCUUCCCCGGGGUGCUCCCUCUAAUAGCAGUCAUCCGCAGCCCUGGCUUCAGUUUGAUCCCACCUCUUUUUGGACACCCAGAUUCUGGCUCCCACGUCCCCUCCUAGUGUUAGAUGGAGUGAUGAAGGUGUGGAAGAGAAAGCUAAAGGAGGAUGAAACCAUUGCUGCUUCUCAUGUUGAUUCCAUUUGCUGGAGCUGAAUCUUGUCCUCAGAUGCCCUGCAAGAAUGGCGGGACUUGUUUGAAACACUCCAAUGGGACGUCUUCCUGCCUGUGCUCUCCUGGCUACGUAGGAGACACGUGCCAGUUUCCAGACCCUUGCACCCCUGUGCUUUGCCAGAACGGGGGCAGUUGCUUGUCCAGAGCACUUCCUCCUUCUUCAGCCGCCCCCGAGUACGUCUGUGUGUGCCCUCCUGGUUUCACUGGGGAGAAAUGCCAGGGGGUCGUUGGUGAUCCCUGCUUCCUAUCACCCUGCCAACAUGGAGGGACAUGCCAACGGAUCUCCGGGAAAGAGCAUCAAUGCCAGUGUCUAUCAGGAUGGACCG
Messenger RNA from Pseudonaja textilis, 545 nucleotides. The record is from RefSeq and is a predicted model, not a curated record. NCBI's taxonomy places the organism in Eukaryota, Metazoa, Chordata, Lepidosauria, Squamata, Elapidae.